AUUCUCUGCAUACUCUUUGGACAUGUUGUGUUUGAUGGUGGUUAGGUUAUGUGUGAUGAAGACAUGGUGUUUUUGUUAUUGUGAUGCUAUCCAUGUGUUUGAGUAUUUAAAAUAAAUACGUUGAAACAUGUAUCAACCUCUCGUAGAAUUGGGAGACUUGAAAUCUGUCCUGAGAAGUGUGCUGGUGUCAUCAAGGAGUAAAUUGACACCAAAGGAGCUCCAAAAUGAUUUCCGAAGAGUAGAGGGCAAAUUUGUUCCAUAUAGAAAGUUUGGAUAUGCCACUUUUGAAGACUUCUUACAGUCAAUCUCAGACGUUUGUUCAAUUGAAUACAAAAGUGACGGUUCUGUAUAUGUGGUACCUGUUUUGACAGAUUCUUUGAAGUACAUUGCAGACCUUGUGAGCAAACAGAAAGUGCCAAGUCUUAAGCUUAAACAUAAAAGAUCAAGAUCAAAGCACAUGGAUAACAAAUUUAUACCAGCACACUUGCAACACAGUCUUGAAAGUUUUGUCAAAAGUCACCCCAAGGGGGCUCCUGUAGAGGCUCUUGAGAGAGAGGUAUUGUCAAAAUUCCCUCACAUAAUGCGAGGAUUCGAUGAUACAGAAGAAUUCCUGGAGUGUGCCACCCACAUAUUGAGAUUUGAUGGAAGAUAUGUGUUUCCAUUAGUAUUAACCUCAGAAAGCAAUUACCAUUCAGUCAGUGGAAAUGGAAAGGACAAAGGAAAUGACUGUCAAAUGCUACCUUCUACCAUUGUUUGCAACAUUAAGCGCCUGAUGAAAGCAAACCCAAAUGGCAUUUUAGCGUCAGAGUUUUCAUCAGCUUAUGGGGAAAUGUUUCAUAGUGUCUUCAAUAUUACAAAGUACGGGUACAUUAACAUACUAUCAGUAGUGUCUGCAUAUCCUGAUAUGCUCCACUGUUUUCGAGUGACUGAUGAAGAUUUUAUUAUUAUUGAAGCUCCAGAAGGACUGGAAGAAAAAGAUGAUGAUAUUGAUGUUCCAGAGGUACAAACAGUGAAGGAUAUGUUGAUCUGGUUGAUAAGCAACUUUCCAGAUGGCCUGAGCAGUAGUGAAGUUGAACAAGCAUUUGAGGUGCACUUUUUGAGAAGGCUUGAACCAACAGUGUUAGGAUAUAACAGUUUGGAGGAUCUACUGCAUCAUUUGGAAAGUGAAUCUUUGGUGACUCUGAGUACUGUGAAAAAUGAUAUGUGGGUGUACCCUGUAACUACUUUUAGCAGCUGUAACUCAUCUCUCCUAGACAUAACACAGGAAGAGGGUGCUGAGGAUGACCUGGACACCAUACUCACAGCCUAUUACCCUCCAGGUGCUCUCUUGGCUCAUGAAGAAGUUCCAUGCCAGAAGCUUCCCAACGCAAUGCCUGGUUUUACAUUUCAAGUUGUUGUUUCUGAUGCUUUGUCACCAAGCAAAUUUUGGGUUGUUCUCAACUAUGACAGCAACUGUGCUGCCUUUGAUUGUCUUGUUGAUGCAAUGCAGUCAUUCUAUAGUCUCCACAGUGAAAACUACAAGAUGACUGAGCCUACAAUUUGUGUGGGACAUUAUUGCGUGUGCCCAUAUAGGGGCCAGUGGCAUCGGGCUCGAAUAAGUAACAUCACAAAUGUAUCGGAAGUGCAAGUGCAGUUGAUUGACAUUGGUGCAAUAAGCAAGAAGAAGAAAGAACAUCUUCGAUAUCUUGCAAGAGAUUUUGCAGACCUGCCAUCACAAGCAAUGUGUUGUCGCUUGGCAGGCACAGCAGCAACUGUGCGGACAGUGUGGCCUUGUGAAAUUAGACAGCUCUUCGUGGAAGCAGUGAUUGGUAGAGCAUUCACUGCCACACUGAUUAGUAUUAGCCACCAGAGUGGGAUCCUAUCUGUGGAUCUUUUUGAAGAUACAGAUGAUGACUGUAGUGAAAGGGUUGCUGACUGGCUAUCAAGACUGCAGGAGGAGGAAGCAGAAUCGGAGAUCGAAAAGAGAGUCAUUUUGACUGCUAAGCCAUCGCUGCAGGAACAGCUUCAAAAAUUCACCUGUAUUUAGAGUUUAAAGAAGUUCUUGCUUAGUAAACGUUCUGGAGUACUGAUUUAAAUAAUGCAGUUAAAAGUAUAUAUUGUGAUUCAAUUGUGAAAAUAUGUAUAGGUAUUUAUUCUGUUGAUCCUAAUAUGUUAGAUGUAUGUAGUAAAUUGCGCUAGUGAGAAGUGCAUUUUCUGUAAACACAUUCAUUCAGUUACAAUCAUGUGACAAUAAAAUGUAUAGGAUUUAUGUUGAUUUGAGCCAUUAUGGCUCAAAUUGGUUAGUAAAGCACUCAAUUUUAUGAGGAAAUUUGCGAUAUGUAAAUAUACUACAGCACUAACUGGUAAGAUUCUACUAACAUAAUUGAAAUUGUGAGACUUUUGGAAUUUAUGUGACAGAUACUUAAUUUUUCAAUUAUAUUACAUUUUAUUUUACAAAUGUGUCAGACAAUAUAUGGGAUGAUUCAGGUUCCCAUAGAUUUGCUCCUGAGUAAUGUUAAGAUGUUUGGUGUAUUCAGUACAUAUCUGCUAAGUAAUUACCAAUAAUUAACCCUGAGUGAGUGACAUGCACUUGUUGUGGACAAGCAAACACACAAUUUUAAACAUGUAAAGUAUGGCUUCCUUAACUUUUGGUUUAUUGAGCUCUCAUUUCUGUGGAAUCUGGGAGUGUUAUUGUGAUUAUGAUACGCUUCUGGUGUUGCCACUGAGCAUAUGUCAUUCUGUUGAUAUUUUAGAACUUAGCACAUGUUAUUAAUACAGUAAUAUUCUUUGGAAUAGAAACAACAUUUAGGGGAGAAGAAAAUAUAGAGAAUGCUUCACGUAUUGCUUUUUGUUAUUUUGGUAUAUGUCUACAUAUAUCGGUGGGUUAUUGAUGUGUACUGAUCAAUUGUGUGCCAGCUACAAGAUUGAGGAAUGGAAAUGGUAACUGACAUUGAUGCUUAUUGGUAGUAAUAUCUAACAAUGUUCAACAAUGCUGACCCCGUAGGCAAAUGGGAAAGGGCAAAAGUACUUUCAUAUCCCUCACAUUAUUAGUGUUGUGAUUGUCAAUGUCGAGGAUAGCUUGACAUCUCUCGCUCUUUGAUUCUAUCUGUUUUGUACAUUUAUAAAUAUUUACUGUAGACACAGUAAUAAAUUGUGCAAGUGUUUUGAUUUUUAGUUGCUUCCUCAAACAAAAGAUUGAGAUAUAUUUUCAGUUUUUUAUUUUGUACCAUAUUUACCUCAAUUUCAUUUAAUAGUGCCAUCUUAAUUUAUGUUCUUAUCUUGUGUAAAAGUGAGAAAGACAUAUUGAUUUUCCUGUGGCAUAAAUUUUCAUCAUCAUCAUCAUUAUCAUCUUCAUGUUCUUCUUCCAACAUUUCAGCCAUAUAUCUCGCAGCCAUCUCCAGAGUGAGCCAACAGACUAAAGCUACGGUACUUAUACCAUUCUUUUAAACCACAGAUACAGGAUUACCAGAGACUUGGAUCAGCAGCAAAGAGUAUGCACAAAUUAAAUCUAUGGCUACACUGUUGAUGUAUGUUGGGAUAUCAACAUAUUGUUAUGAAUUCUUCUGUGGAGACAUCUGUUCGGGAUUAUAGAGAAAGUAAUUAAUUUCAUGGUUUAUCUAGUUUGAAACCACUAUCUCUGUUAAUGACAUUCUUCACCAAACUUAAGUCUCAAAACAUUAAGCGGAUGCUAGAAUUUUGACAUUUUCAUAUCACACAGAGUGACCAAUGCUGAUGCAGUUUUCUGGCACAGUUGGUUUAUUGGGCUGUAAGAACUGUAUGUACUCACAGUGUUCCGUGCAUCUUUCAUGAAUGGAAUGAGUACUGUAGCUCACUCUGAGGAUGGCCGAAAGCUAUACAGUCAGAAUAUUAGAAGAAGAGAGAGAGUUUGUGUGGCUGUACUCCAGAAACUUAAUGGCUGAGAAUGACACCAUAUUUUCCUGCACGGCAUUGUCUUUAUUGUGGUACAUAUAUAAAAAAUUUGCUGAUAUUUUUAAGUUAAAUUUAAAAAGUUGUGAAGAUUGCCAAGGAAACACUGUUUCCAAUUUUUAUAAUUGUUAAUUUUUUCAAUUCAUGUGAUUAAACUAUUUAAAAAUGAAA
Molecule: messenger RNA, 4077 nt
Organism: Schistocerca serialis cubense
Lineage: Eukaryota; Metazoa; Arthropoda; Insecta; Orthoptera; Acrididae
Exons: 12
Coding region: 128-2026 (632 amino acids)
Biological process (GO): spermatogenesis
Source: RefSeq, a predicted model, not a curated record